GAAGAAGAACAGCUUUUUAGGGAAGUGCAGAAGUUAGGUUCAGGUUAGCAUGAGGUUUGAUCAUUAAUCACUGGCUGUUAUUUAAUGAUUAAGCCUAUGGCUAAAAUGAGGAUUCUUGUCUAGCUUUAUAAUUCUUCUACAUUUUUGUAAAAGCUCCGAACUAGAACAAUUCAAAAAUGUCCCCUAAAUUAAAAAUGAUAUCAGCAGCUUGUGAGAACAUGGGUAUAGGAAAGGAUAACAACCUUCCAUGGAAGCUGAAGAGUGAAAUGGAGCAUUUUAGAAGGAUAACGAGCAAAACAAAAGAUCCACAUAAGAAAAAUGUAGUAAUCAUGGGUCGAAAAACAUGGGAUUCAAUUCCUCCAAAAUAUAGGCCCAUGAGAAAUCGUAUUAACUUCGUUCUGUCAAGAUCUGAUUUAGAUUUGAGAAGUUAUGAGGCUUCUUAUAGCUUUAAAAACCUAGAAGAAUGCAUCAAGAAACUCGAGGAUGAGGAUUUCAAAAAACUGUAUGAAAAUGCUUGGGUUAUAGGAGGAAGCCGUAUCUAUGCUGAAGCAAUGAAGUCGGAGUACUUUUAUCAACUCUAUCUUACCAGGAUAUUAAAAACCUUUGAUUGCGAUACUUUUUUUCCUGAACUUCCUGACAAUUUGGUGAAGGUUAGUGAUCCAGAUGUUCCUGAAGGAAAACAAAUUGAAAAUGACAUCGAGUUUAUUUAUAAUGUGUACCAGAAUCCUAAUUUUUCGAAUUGAAAAUGACAUUCCAGUUUAUUGAAACGAAACAUUUUCGAAAAUAUAUUUUUGUAAGAUCAGA
Messenger RNA from Leptinotarsa decemlineata (Colorado potato beetle), 804 nucleotides. It is a transcript of the gene Dhfr, whose product is annotated as Dihydrofolate reductase. Gene Ontology annotation, biological process: tetrahydrofolate biosynthetic process; dihydrofolate metabolic process; folic acid metabolic process. Gene Ontology annotation, molecular function: NADP binding; dihydrofolate reductase activity. The record is from RefSeq and is a predicted model, not a curated record. Gene Ontology annotation, cellular component: mitochondrion. Lineage: Eukaryota; Metazoa; Arthropoda; Insecta; Coleoptera; Chrysomelidae.